AUGUCAGGCAUUGGGGAACUUCUGAAAGCGGCAGGUGAUUUUGGACCAUUUCAGAAAUGGCUGGUGGUGCUCACCUCCCUUCCCUGCCUCAGUUUGUCUUUCCACCAGUUUGGCCAACUUUUUAUGGUCCCAUAUGUCCCUCAUCACUGUGAUACCAGCUGGAUCCAGGCGGUCAACCCCAACCUGACUGAGGAUGAACAGAUGAACCUCACCAUCCCCCGAGAUGCAAACGGGGCGUAUGAACAGUGCUCCAUGUAUUCGCCUGUGGACUGGGACUUUGACUCUAUCGUGGCAUAUGGCCUAAACGCCACACAGAAGUGCAGCGGUGGCUGGGUGUACCCUGCAGACCAUGAGGUGACGCUGGUCACUCAGUUUGACCUUGUGUGCGACAGGAAGGACCUGAAUGACAUCUCCCAGGCCGUUUACAUGCUGGGGCUUCUCCUGGGAGCCGUGAUCUUUGGGCCAUUAAGUGACAGAAUCGGUCGCCGGCCUGUCAUUCUGAUGUCCAUCCUCAUCCAGGGCUUAUUUGGUGUUGGAAUUGCCUUUGUGCCCGAUUUCUAUGUAUACAUGGCCUUUAGAUGUGUUGUGGGAGCUUCCGUGUCAGGGAUCACCAUGACAAUAUUGGCCUUAGCUACAGAAUGGGUUGGUGUCUCCUACCGGCCCCAUGCAGUGCUCACUUCUCACUGCUGUUUUGCCAUUGGACAGAUGCUUUUGGCUGGCUUGAGUUAUGCUAUUCGCAACUGGAGGCUCUUAGAAAUUGCAGGAUCUGUUCCUAUAUUUGCCCUUUUCUUCUAUUUCUGGGUCCUACCAGAGUCGGCUCGGUGGCUGGUGACAAAAGGGAGAGUAGAAAAAGCUAAGAAGGUCCUUCAGAAGGCGGCAUCCAUCAACAAACGCACCAUCCCAUUAGGGCUCCUCGAGCAGCUGAAGCCUGAGGCACAGACCAAGCAUGGAAGUACUGUGGAUCUCUUCCGGAAGAAUCACCUCCGCAAGGUGACAUUAAUCAUGCUGUGCACCUGGUUUGCAAACAGCCUUGUCUACUAUGGGCUCAGUCUGAACGUGACGAACUUUGGAUUGGACAUCUACCUGACGCAACUUGCCUUUGGAGCAGUGGAAAUCCCAGCUCGUGCUUCUUGUAUCUUGUUGCUGCAGUGGUUUGGCAGGAAGAAAUCUCAGGGUGUUCUCCUGCUGCUGAGUGGUCUGGUGUGUCUGAUCAUCACUGGCAUCCCUGAAGAUCUGGCUGUGGUGAUCACUGUCCUGGCUGUCAUUGGGAAGUUUGCCAGCUCAGCCUCCUUCUCCACCUCCUACGUUUACACAGCAGAGCUGUUCCCCACUGUUGUCAGGCAGACUGGUCUGGGGCUGUGCUCGAUGUCAGCACGAGUGGCGGGGAUCAUCGCCCCACUGAUCUACCUCCUCGAACACUACCACCGGGCUGUGCCCAUGGCCAUCUUCGGGAGUGCCCCUGUGGUGGGAGGGCUGCUGUGCUUCCUGCUGCCUGAGACCCGUGGCACAGAGCUGGCAGAUGACACGACAGUGGCUGCUUCCCAUGAAAAUACUAACAGCAGCUCUGAAAAUGGAUACGUGAAAGUAAAAGGCGGUGGCCAAGACAAAGGGAACACAGAGACCACGUACUUCUAG
Messenger RNA from Rhea pennata, 1635 nucleotides. Its product is annotated as solute carrier family 22 member 13-like. Gene Ontology annotation, molecular function: transmembrane transporter activity. The transcript has 10 exons. NCBI's taxonomy places the organism in Eukaryota, Metazoa, Chordata, Aves, Rheiformes, Rheidae. Gene Ontology annotation, biological process: transmembrane transport. Gene Ontology annotation, cellular component: membrane. The record is from RefSeq and is a predicted model, not a curated record. The coding region runs from base 1 to 1635 and encodes 544 amino acids.